Peronospora matthiolae is the source of this 1578-nucleotide messenger RNA. The record is from the annotation of a GenBank genome assembly. Lineage: Eukaryota; Oomycota; Peronosporomycetes; Peronosporales; Peronosporaceae.
AUGCUCGAGUCACUGUUCAGCCCUCCCCAGGUGCUAAGCCUCGUUUCAGCCGCCGUGCUCGUCACGCUGUACUAUACCAAGUUGAACGAGGCGUCUACUUUAUCCAAAGGCGACAAGGUCAAGCAUGCCGUCGUUCUACCAGGAACGCUUCCAAUACUGGGCAACGCCUUCGAACUUGCAGCCAAUGCUCCGCGCAUGCACGACUGGCUGGCUGAUCAGUUUGCUGCUACAAAGGGCGAGGCUUUCGUCGUACGUCUACCCGGCAAAGAUGAUAUGAUGUUCAUUGCCAAGCCCGAGCACCUCGAAGCUGUGCUGAAGACGCAGUUUGACAACUUUCCCAAGAGCACUUACAUCCACGACGUGUUUUACGAUUUGCUGGGCCACGGCAUAGUCUUGACGAACGGCGAGACGUGGAAGCGUCAGCGCAGCGUCGUUGUCGGACUAUUUAGUGCUCGAGCACUGCGUGAGCACAUGACUCCGCUCGUGCAGCAGUACACAAAGGAGAUGGUCAAUAUCCUGUCGAAUGCGGCAGCUAUCAACGCUCCUCUUGACGUCUUUGACCUCUUGCAUCGCUUCACGUUCGACGUGUUUGGUGAGAUCGGAUUCGGGGCCAAGAUGGGCUCCAUGAGUGGAGCUUUCCAGCCGUUUGCAGAAGCGAUGGACGAGGCGCAGUUUCUGGCCGGCAAGCGCUUCAAGCAACCCAUGUGGUACUGGAAACUCCGUCGCUGGCUAAAUGUGGGCGAUGAGCGCAAGCUCAAGGAAGACGUGCGCGUAAUCGAUGAGCAUUUGAUGCGUUUUAUUGCUGACGCUAUUGAACGUCGUCGUUCACGCGUAGCGAAGCAGAAAGCAGGCGAGCCAGCAGCUUUUGCCGACAAAGACAUUGUGUCUAUAGUACUUGAUACAAUGGAGUCAACAGGUCUUUCAAUGAACCCCGUCGAAGUGCGCAACAUCGCUUUGGCUUCGAUUGUCGCCGGUCGAGACACCACUGCCGACUGCAUGAGCUGGUUGGUCCACAUGCUGACUCAGAAUCCAGAGGUCGAAACCAAGCUGCGCAACGAGAUCCGGACCAAGAUCCCUCAUAUCAGCAAUGACAUGGAGUACAUACCGUCUCUGGAGGAUGUGAACCGGGUGCCGUACCUUGAGGCUUGUAUCCGUGAACUUCUCCGUCUGUACCCUUCUGGCCCGUUAAUCACCACGCACUGCAUGGAGGACACCGUGUUCCCAGACGGCACUUUUGUACCUGCGAAGACGGACAUUGGCAUUGCGCUCUUCUCUGUUGGGCGGCUCACAAGUGUUUGGGGCGAAGAUGCGUUGGAAUUCAAGCCGGAGCGGUUUAUCGACAACGAAACGGGUGAGGUCAUUCCAAUGACUGCAACCAAGUUCGCUCCUUUUAGCGCCGGUCCUCGUAUCUGUGUUGGCCAAGCACUAGCUUUGAUUGAGAUGAAGAUCGCGAUUGCGAGCAUGGUCGGCCGCUUUUACAUGGUCCCUGAACCUGAUCAGAAGGUCGCUUAUACACAGGGCAUUUCACUCGGAAUGAUGACGCCUCUUAUGAUGCGACUCGAGGUAGCGAAAGUGUAA